Molecule: messenger RNA, 2311 nt
Organism: Cygnus atratus (black swan)
Lineage: Eukaryota; Metazoa; Chordata; Aves; Anseriformes; Anatidae
Product: filamin-A-like
Exons: 15
Biological process (GO): actin cytoskeleton organization
Molecular function (GO): actin filament binding
Source: RefSeq, a predicted model, not a curated record
GACCCCGAGGGGAAGCCGAAGAAGGCGUCGAUCCGGGACAACGGGGACGGCACCUACACCGUGUCCUACGUGCCCGACACCACGGGGCGCUACACCAUCCUCAUCAAGUACGGCGGCGACGAGAUCCCCUACUCGCCCUACCGCAUCCGCGCCGUGCCCGCCGGCGACGCCAGCAAGUGCACCGUCACCGUCUCCAUCGGAGGUCACGGCUUAGGGCCGGGCCUGGGCCCCACCAUCCAGCUGGGCGAGCAGACGGUGAUCACGGUGGACGCGAAGGCGGCGGGCAAGGGCAAGGUGACGUGCACCGUGCGCACGCCCGACGGCUCCGAGGCCGACGUGGACGUGGUGGAGAACGCCGACGGCACCUUCGACGUCUUCUACACCGCCCCCCAGCCCGGCAAGUACGUCAUCUGCGUGCGCUUCGGCGGCGAGCACAUCCCCAACAGCCCCUUCCAGGUCAUGGCCACGGACCGCCCGCUGCUGGGCGUUAACGGGCUGGACAUGGCCGGGCUGCGCCCCUUCGACCUCGUCAUCCCCUUCACCAUCAAGAAGGGCGACAUCACCGGCGAGGUGCGCAUGCCCUCGGGCAAGGUGGCCAAGCCGGACAUCACGGACAACAAGGACGGCACCGUCACCGUGCGCUUCGCCCCCACCGAGGCCGGCCUGCACGAGAUGGACAUCCGCUACGACACCAUGCACAUCCCAGGCAGCCCCCUGCAGUUCUACGUGGACUACGUCAACAGCGGGCACGUCACCGCCUACGGCCCCGGGCUCAUCCACGGCACCGUCAACAAGCCGGCCACCUUCACCGUCAACACCAAGGACGCCGGCGAGGGUGGGCUGUCGUUGGCCGUGGAGGGGCCGUCCAAGGCGGAGAUCAGCUGCACGGACAACCAGGACGGGACGUGCAGCGUCUCCUACCUGCCCGUGCUGCCCGGCGACUACAGCAUCGUGGUCAAGUACAACGACAAGCACAUCGCCGGCAGCCCCUUCACCGCCCGCAUCACCGGGGACGACAGCCUGCGCCUGUCCCACCUGAAGGUGGGCGCCUCGGCCGACAUCCCGCUGGACAUCGGCGAGAGCGACCUGAGCCAGCUGGCCGCCACCGUCACCGCGCCCUCGGGCCGCAAGGAGCCCUGCCAGCUCAAGCGCCUGCGCAACGGCCACCUCGGCAUCUCCUUCGUGCCGCAGGAGGUGGGCGAGCACCUGGUGCACGUCUCGCGGGGGGGGCAGCCGCUGGCGCGCAGCCCCGUGGCCGUCACCAUCAGCCAGGCCGAGCUGGGCGACGCCAGCCGCGUGCGCGUGGCCGGGCCGGGGCUGCGCGAGGGCCGCACCUUCCAGCCCGCCCACUUCACCAUCGACACCCGCGACGCCGGGUACGGCGGGCUCAGCCUGUCCAUCGAGGGGCCCAGCAAGGUGGACAUCACCACCGAGGAGCUGGAGGACGGCACGUGCCGCGUGGCCUACUGCCCCACCGAGCCCGGCAACUACAUCAUCGCCGUCAAGUUCGGCGACCAGCACGUCCCUGGGAGCCCCUUCUCGGUGAAGGUGACGGGCGAGGGCCGGGUGAAGGAGAGCAUCACGCGCCGCCGCCGCGCCCCCCCCGAGGCCAGCGUGGGCACCGCCUGCGACCUCAGCCUCAAGAUGCCUGAUCUGAGCCCCCACGAGCUGACGGCGCUGGUGACGGGCCCCUCGGGGCAGACGACGGCGGCGCAGGUGCUCGAGGGCGAGGGGGGGGGCGCCUACAGCAUCCGCUUCGUCCCCGCCGAGACCGGGGGGCACUCGGUGAGCGUCAAGGACCACCGCGGGCAGCACGUCCCCGGCAGCCCCUUCCAGUUCACCGUCGGCCCCCUGGGGGAAGGGGGGGCCCACAAGGUGCGCGCCGGGGGGCCCGGCCUCGAGAGGGCCGAGGCCGGAGUGCCAGCCGAGUUCAGCAUCUGGACGCGCGAGGCGGGCGCCGGGGGGCUCUCCAUCGCCGUCGAGGGGCCCAGCAAGGCCGAGAUCGCCUUCGAGGACCGCAAGGACGGCUCCUGCGGCGUCUCCUACGUCGUGCAGGAGCCCGGCGACUACGAGGUGUCGGUGAAGUUCAACGAGGAGCACGUCCCCGACAGCCCCUUCGUGGUGUCGGCCUCCUCGCCCUGCGACGCGGCGCGGCGCCUCACUGUUUCUAGCCUUCAGGAGUCCGGCCUCAAGGUCCACCAGCCGGCCUCCUUCGCCGUCAGCCUCAACGGGGCCAAGGGGGUGCUGGACGCCAAGGUGCACAGCCCCUCGGGCGCCCUGGAGGAGUGCCACAUCUCCGAGGUCACCGAAG